UGGUUGGCUGUGACGUCAGAAACAGCCCAAGUCGGCUCCACCAAGCCACAUAGUUACUAUCGCACUCGCCUUUCUAUUCCCUCUCUCUUUGUCUUUCUGUCUAUCUUUCUAUCUGUUCCCACCACUUUUUGUUUACCUUCCACUCUCUAAUUCCCUCUGUCUAUCACUCUUUCAUUUAUCCUAACUACUGUCAUCAACAGUUCGACAAACAAAUUAUCGCUAAUACUUUUAUCUACAGCUUCCCCCACAUACAAAAGAAAAACCACGCUUCACUCAGGUUUAAUAACACGGACAAGAACAAUAAUAACAAUAUCACAUUAGAUCUGUUAAAAAAAGGGUGAAACCUUGCCAAAAGUCCAAAAGUUAUGGCGCCUAAUCAGGACACAGCCCAGCAGAAGAUGCUCGAGGCAGAGAAACACCGUAACCCGCAUCUUAUGAAGCACCCCUGCAAACCUCUGUGUGCAAACACUGCCUAUAGCUGCAACAAACUUUGGUUGUUCCUUUACACUCUACUCUAUGUGUUUGUUGGAAUUACAUUGUUGAUCAUCGGUGUUUGGGCUGAGGUGGAACGUCGGAAGUAUGGUGCCCUUAAUAACCUCAUGUCCCUACCUGUAGCCUUGCUGCUUUCUGUUGGUCUCAUUAUCUUCAUCAAUGCCAUUCUCGGCCUUGUUGGAACAUUCCAAGAGCAUGUUAUUCUAUUGAAAGUGUUCCUGACAAUUACAGUGGUUGCAUUUUUUGUUCAAGUGUCGAUUGGAAUUUUGGCAUUCAUCUACAGAAAUGAAACUGAGUUGACACUGAACUCUGAAGAAUUAAGACCAUCCCUUGCAGAGUACCAUUCUAAUGAACGGAUGCGGUCAACUUUGGAUAGGCUUCAGAGUUCGUGGGAAUGUUGUGGCUUUGAUUCUUUCCAUGAUUAUGAAGUCAAUGCUUAUUUCAAAUGCGAUGCUAGUGGAGAAGAAUCUUGUGGUGUACCACCAUCAUGCUGUAUCAGUUCUCCGGGAGACUUUCCUCGUUACUCUUGUGGUUAUAAUGUCCGACGUAACCUGACUGUGGAGACGAACAAGAUUAUCCACACUGAUGGUUGUACUUCAUUGUUACGAAGACUGUUGGUUCUACGACUGGAUAUUGUCGGAAUGGCUGGACUUGGAAGUGCAAUACCUCAGAUCAUUGGAUUUUUACUGGGGUAUUACUUUAUCCGGCGGGUUGAAGAAUACCGAACAUGGUAUUGUGUUGGUGUAAUCGGCUCCUCAAGUUCUGCUAAUUCUUAAGAACACCCCUAAAGCUAUCUGUGCUGGCCAUUAACCAUGCUCCUUGUCAGGCAAUCUCACAAAGCCCACCACUUCUGUGUUGUCUGUAUGUCAUAAUCAACUGAAGACCAGCACAGAAUGAAAAAAAAUUUUUAAUUUGCGGGCUGGAUGUAAAAGGACACAGUGAUGGAUUGACAAAACAUGUCAGAUGAAAAAAAAAUAAAAACUUCUUUUCUUUU
Octopus bimaculoides (California two-spot octopus) is the source of this 1486-nucleotide messenger RNA. Its product is annotated as tetraspanin-15. Lineage: Eukaryota; Metazoa; Mollusca; Cephalopoda; Octopoda; Octopodidae. Gene Ontology annotation, cellular component: membrane. The record is from RefSeq and is a predicted model, not a curated record.